Molecule: messenger RNA, 1989 nt
Organism: Candida albicans SC5314
Lineage: Eukaryota; Fungi; Ascomycota; Pichiomycetes; Serinales; Debaryomycetaceae
Product: transcription factor TFIIIB subunit
Exons: 1
Coding region: 1-1989 (662 amino acids)
Biological process (GO): transcription by RNA polymerase III; RNA polymerase III preinitiation complex assembly
Cellular component (GO): transcription factor TFIIIB complex
Molecular function (GO): TFIIIC-class transcription factor complex binding; RNA polymerase III general transcription initiation factor activity
Source: RefSeq, a predicted model, not a curated record
AUGAGUAGUUUAGUUAAAAAGGGAGGAACUCUGUUUACUCCAAAGCUAAAAAAGGUGGUCAGAAAGAAACCAGUGACUGCAGCAAAACCACCAGCCACUCCACCAGCAACGCAAGUGAAAGAAGGAGAUGAUGAUACUAGUACUGUUAUUUUUGAUACAAAAAACACCAGUGGAGUAUUAGCUGCAGGCAUAGAAACGUCAACUGCAGAUGUUGAAACUAGUAUUGCUACCCCGGCAAGCACGCAGUUACCAGAUUCUCCCAAAAGCAAACCAGCCUUUAGAAUAGGUUUAACCAAAACAUCAUCAAGUGAUAAAAGUCAAAAGGAUAAUGAUAUUGAUCCCAAAGAUUCUUCCAAACAAUAUGCAAAUGAAAAUGAAAAUGAAAAUGAAAAUGCUAUUGCAAGUUCCUCAGAAGAAGAUGACGAUGAAGACAUUUUUAAACCUCCUGUGGAUCCGUCGAAAAGUCGUAGACAGUCAAUAACUCAGCGGAGAUUGUCCAAUAUAACUGCAUCUGGUUUACGAAGCCGAUCUGCUUCCAUUUCACUUCAUACUGCUGAUUCAAACCAUGUACCGGCUAAGAUUGGAAUCCCUGUUUCCAAACCAACAAAAAGGAGAAGAUCGCUGGCACAAGCUCGUAGUUCUAAAAGAGUUUCUACCACACAGCCAGCAAAGCCAAAGGCAGUAGUUGUGCCAACAGUGUCAACUGAACCUACAUCUUCUUCUAUGGAUAAAUCUGAAUCAUCUACUCGAGAAGAAAAGAAACCACCCAAAAAAUCAGAUAUUAAAGGUAUCAGUGACGACUUUAUUGUUGGUAUUGAUCCGAAAACUCAAAAAUUGACAAAGUUCAGACGAAAAGGUGCAACCAAGGUGAAAAAGGAGUCUGAUUCUGUUAAAACUGAAAACGAGUCUGUUAAACCCGAAGGUGAUGAAGUCAAAGUUGAGGUGUUAUCUGACACGGACUCAAUUCCUGAAGAACCCGAUAAUCUCAUUACCACCGUCACACAUAUUCAUCAGAUUCCGAAAAACAUCAAUGAUGAAGAUGCUGAUCUUUUCGGUGAAGUGGACAUUGAUCUAGAGGAAGUUACUAUGGCCGAUUUGUGUAAACCGACUCUUCGGAUAGGGAAAGUGAGCACGAACUUUGAAUUAGUGAGAGAGGCUGAACAACAGUUGAAACAGAAAAAGGCUCAAAGGCGAAGAGACAGGGAAUUGGCUAGGCUUGAAGGAAUAUCACUCGAAGAUGCUAUACAAAAGAAUGAAGAGCAGAGACGAGGAAAUGGUGAUGAUGUAGAAAAGCAAGACGAAGAACCAAAACCAGAUUCACUCUUUGAUGAAGAGCCGCAACAAGCAGCUACAUCUUUACAGUUGACAUUCACUGAUGGUAAAAUUGGAUUCAAUGAGGAAUCUGCUAUUGUUGCGAAACCCAGGGCUGAUAUAACUAGUCGAUCGGUGGAGAAAUCGAAUCCAUUUGCCAAUCCAAUAACUUCAACCACCUACAGUCGAAGAGUAUUUACCGAUAAGUGGACCUCACAGGAACUAAAUCAGUUUUAUCAAGCACUAAGCAUGUUUGGUACAGACUUUUCUUUAAUUUCCCAAUUAUUUCCUCACAGAUCAAGAAAACAGAUUAAACUGAAAUUCAACUUGGAAGAAAGAAGAUUUCCAGAGGUUGUUGAGCUAGCGUUGAGAAGGAAAUUGCCAGUUGAUUUCGAAGAAUAUUGUGCCAACACAAAGAAUGACAUCAAGUCUUUGGAAUACUACAAUGAAGAGUUGCGCAAAGUCAGAAUUGAACACGAACAAAGUAUGAAUGCCAUAGCUUUGGAAAGAGAGAAGGCGUUGAAGGAAGAUGCAGAAGCAAGCAGAAGAAGAGAAAUAGAAAUCAGAACUGGUUCUAAACCAAUGAGCCGAGCCGAGAAGUUGAAAGAAUUGCGUAAAAAUGAAACUGUGGUUGGUUCUAUUGAUGAUGUACGAAAGAAGAGAGAGACUAAUGUGUAG